GAAAUCAGAGGACGAGGAUGCUGUUUUUGUUCAACUGUCCAGUGUGAUGUGGUGCUGAAAACCGUUCAUCCGCGCUCUGACUCGAGUUUGGCUUCAGUGGGCUCCGUGCGUAAAAGGGGACAAACAUAUAACACAUUAGAAGCUGUUUGCAUUCAUGCAUGAGUUACUGAACUUAACAAGAGUGAUAACCUGUCGAGCCAGUGCCAACAAACUGGACCUGCGGGGCUCCGAGCUGAGAGCUUUGACUCUCUCGGACGCCUGCGUGUCAUAAACAUGAUGUUUACUUUCAAAUGAAUCGCGUCUCUGCAUGCGCGAGCUGUAUAAUUGCCAAUUAUUGUGCUCGGAGACACGCUUGCUAUUUCUUUGGCUGUGUGGAGCUGUAGCCUGGAUACAGGAGAGUGCGUCCUUGGUAUUUGUGAUUGUAAAGAGCUGGAGGAGAAAGAUGGCCGUGGGGGGAAGACUGAUAAUUUGAAGACUUGCCAGGGGUACAUUGUCAAAUUCAAAAGGCAUUUCAAAGAACCAAAACCAUUCACUUUUUUUUUAUUCUCUCUUCUUUUUUUCCUCUUCUUCUCUCGCUGUCUUUUUUUUUCUUCUUCUCCUUUCUUUCUUUUCGCACGGUUGCAGGCCGUUUGAAUCGACCAAUGGGCCUUCAAGUUAGAGACAUUGGAAUGUAAAUGAGCUCAGCGCGUGCUCCCGGCGCAGUGAAAGCUCGGGAUUGUUUAUUGAGCUCCCGGAGCCACGCGCCUGGCCCGGGGGAGUCGGUGCGCAGAAGAAUCACACAGCGGGGGCGGGGCCUCGCGACGAAGCGUGCGUCUCCGAAAAGGGGUGGGUGGGGUGUGUGUUGGGGGCGCGUGUUGAAAAAGAGGAGUGCUGCCAAAGUUUGGGUCAGAUCGGCUCGUGGAGUAAGCAGUCAAGAGAGACUUGGACUAGAGUUAGCCACACGGUCCCCCACGCGAAGGACACGAGAGCUGUGCACUGCCAAACCUUUUCCGCUCCUCUUCCUGCAUCCAUCACUUCGCACGACCUGUCAGCGAGAUGGAAACUACGACCAUCACCACCACGCAGACCGCAUUCACCUUUGGACUUACUGAGAGACGCGCCGGGCUCACCCUGCACGCCCCCGCGCAGGACUGCACCGUGCCCGCCGCGCACCCCAACACCGCCACCGCCGCCGGCUUCCAAAGCAAAACCAAGGUGCUGAAGAGACAGCGCUCCAGCUCGCCGGAGCUCCUGCGCUGCAAGCGGCGCCUCAGCUUCAACGGUCUCGGCUACUCCAUCCCUCAGCAGCAGCCCGUGGCCGUGGCCCGGCGGAACGAAAGGGAGAGGAACCGGGUCAAACAAGUCAACAUGGGCUUCCAGACGCUGCGUCAGCAUGUGCCCAACGGCGCCGCCAACAAGAAGAUGAGCAAAGUGGAGACCCUGAGGUCCGCGGUGGAGUACAUCAGGGCUUUACAGCAACUUCUGGACGAGCACGACGCGGUGUCGGCCGCUUUCCAGUGCGGGCUGCCGUCCCCGACACUUUCCAACAGCUACUCCGCCGACCCGGAGUCGCCUCAUUCCACCUACUCAUCAGAUGAAGGCGGUUAUGAGCCCCUGAGCUCCGAGGAACAGGAGCUGUUGGACUUUACAACCUGGUUCGACAGGUACUGAGGCUGACAGCAUCCACAGCACACAGCGGCGUCUGUGCGUAAAAGCGGCUGAAAUGCUGACAAAGACUUGACAAAAGGCUUCAGAUCAGGUCUUGCCCUCCGUGCUUGGAAGUGAUCUGUUGCCUCCCUCCCUCACCCGGGCUGCUUCUGCAGGAGCAAAGCAAUAGUGAGAGAGAGAGAGAGAGCGAGAGGGAGAGAGAGAGAGAGACUGUGUGUGAUAGAGAGAGGGAGCCUCUUGUUGCAUAGAGCAUGAACAUUCACCACAGGGAGGAGGGAGUUGGACUCGGUGUCACGUUGACGCGUGGAAGUAAAAGAACUGUUGAUGUUAUGAUUAAAUAAGUGCAAUUAAUACGUGACACAUCAGGCUCUGCAGAGGCGCUGCUGCAGCUCCAGAGGAGAGCUGAGAGGUUCACCGGGAGCAGGGCUGCCUGUCCUCAGCCUGCUGGAGGGCACAACACAGCGAGGAAGAUGCGUCCACAGACUUCUGUCGUCAUGUACAUGUGCCCUCCCCUCCCUCCCCUCCCCCCCUCUCCCCUCACACCCCCCCUUUUUAUACAAUAACAAAAUUGUAUCAUACAGUAACAUGAAGUUCUAUUUUUGUACAUUGAGUCAAACAAACAAUGUUCCUGAACAACAGCCACUGCCACUUUUUCCCUGACAGUGUUGUGUUGGGACGAGCUGUCAGUGAGGCAGCGAGUUUGGCGCGUCUGAGUUGUGUGAGUGGGGCAGCAAUAUCAAGGCUUCUACCUGUGACAGACUGUAGUUGUUUUGUUAUUUACAACUAGGUGGUAACGAGACUCUUUUUUUUUUUUUUUUUUAAUAAUUAAUGUAUGCACUUGUUCUCUGUUUCCCCCCGUAGCCUAAACAAAAUGUAAAUAUUCGA
Messenger RNA from Acanthopagrus latus (yellowfin seabream), 2532 nucleotides. RefSeq names its product achaete-scute family bHLH transcription factor 1b (gene ascl1b). The transcript has a single exon. Gene Ontology annotation, molecular function: RNA polymerase II transcription regulatory region sequence-specific DNA binding; DNA-binding transcription factor activity, RNA polymerase II-specific; protein dimerization activity. Gene Ontology annotation, cellular component: RNA polymerase II transcription regulator complex. Gene Ontology annotation, biological process: sensory organ development; regulation of neurogenesis; neuron differentiation. The record is from RefSeq and is a predicted model, not a curated record. Bases 1036 to 1650 code for a protein of 204 amino acids. Lineage: Eukaryota; Metazoa; Chordata; Actinopteri; Spariformes; Sparidae.